Pteropus alecto (black flying fox) is the source of this 3247-nucleotide messenger RNA. It is a transcript of the gene INTS3, whose product is annotated as integrator complex subunit 3. The coding region runs from base 524 to 3091 and encodes 855 amino acids. The record is from RefSeq and is a predicted model, not a curated record. NCBI's taxonomy places the organism in Eukaryota, Metazoa, Chordata, Mammalia, Chiroptera, Pteropodidae. The transcript is spliced from 25 exons. Gene Ontology annotation, cellular component: cytoplasm.
GCCCCCGCCCUUCCACCAUGGCCGCCCCUGUGUGGUGCAGGCAGACGCUGGUCCUCGGUGCCCCCCUAUAGCGCUUACUGCCUCCUCCCCGCCCCGGGGCCGGACCCGAAGGCGCCUCGCUCCCCAGCCCUUGGGGCAGCAGCCAGGGAGGUCUCCUGCGCCCUCCUUCGGGGCAGGACCCCUCUUUCGCCCACCUCCUGAGGCAGUAACUUAGGGUUUUCCCUGCUUCCCUGAGGGUCAGAAGCCAGAAGGGGGUCCCCUCCCCGUCCCAGGGGCGCGGGCCCUCUCCCCAGCACACCCGGGAGCGGACGGCCUUCCUCGGCGCUGCCACCCCGGGGCGGGACCCAGAGGGCCGUCGCCUUCGCCUCCUGCACAGGCGCGGCCUUUGGGGAGGAGGGAGGACUGCGGAGGACAGGGACCCAUCCCCUCCUCUCCCCCACCAGUCCCUGGCGACCAGAGCCCCUCAUUUCUAGGACUCCCACCCAUCCACUCCCGGGCCUUCUCCCGUCUCCUGGCUGCAGCCAUGGAGUUACAGAAGGGGAAGGGGGCAGCAGCAGCAGCUGCUUCGGGAGCGGCGGGAGGUGCAGGAGGAGCGGGAGCAGGAGCCCCAGGAGGGGGGAGGCUGCUACUUUCCACCAGUUUGGAUGCCAAGGAUGAGUUAGAGGAGAGGUUGGAAAGAUGUAUGAGUAUCGUGACAUCGAUGACUACCGGUGUCUCAGAGAGAGAGGCCAACGACGCCCUCAAUGCCUACGUGUGCAAAGGGCCCCCCCAGCACGAGGAAGUCUGCCUGGGCCUGUUCACCCUCGUCCUCACCGAACCUGCCCAAGCCCAGAAGUGUUACCGAGACUUGGCUCUGGUGAGUCGCGACGGCAUGAAUAUCGUCCUGAAUAAGAUCAACCAGAUACUUAUGGAGAAGUAUUUGAAGUUGCAGGACACCUGUCGCACUCAGUUGGUGUGGUUGGUACGGGAGCUGGUGAAGGGUGGGGUCCUGGGAGCCGACGGCGUUUGCAUGACAUUCAUGAAGCAGAUUGCCGGUGGGGAUGUCACGGCAAAGAACAUCUGGCUGGCGGAGAGCGUUCUGGACGUCUUGACGGAGCAGCGGGAGUGGCUGCUGAAGAGCAGCCUCCUGGUGGCCAUGGCCGUGUACACGUACCUGCGCCUCAUCGUCGACCACCACGGUACCGCCCAGCUGCAGGCCCUGCGGCAGAAGGAGGUGGGCUUCUGCACCGCCCUGCUGCGGGAGCGGUUCAUGGAAUGCUUGAUGAUUGGCCGGGACCUCGUAAGGCUACUCCAGAAUGUUGCCAGGAUACCAGAAUUUGAACUGCUUUGGAAAGAUAUUAUCCAUAACCCGCAAGCCUUGAGUCCUCAGUUCACAGGCAUCCUGCAGCUGCUUCAGUCAAGAACGUCCCGGAAAUUUCUGGCAUGUCGCCUAACCCCAGACAUGGAGACCAAGCUCCUCUUCAUGACCUCCCGGGUGCGGUUUGGUCAACAGAAGCGAUACCAGGACUGGUUCCAGCGCCAAUACCUGUCCACCCCAGAUAGCCAGUCUCUACGCUGCGACCUCAUUCGCUACAUCUGUGGGGUUGUCCACCCUUCUAAUGAGGUGCUCAGUUCAGAUGUCCUGCCCCGAUGGGCCAUCAUUGGUUGGCUGCUGACAACAUGCACGUCAAAUGUCGCUGCGUCCAACGCCAAGCUGGCCCUGUUUUAUGACUGGCUGUUCUUCAGCCCAGAUAAGGACAGCAUCAUGAACAUAGAGCCAGCCAUCCUGGUCAUGCAUCACUCCAUGAAGCCCCACCCGGCCAUCACCGCUACUCUCCUGGAUUUCAUGUGCCGCAUCAUUCCCAACUUCUACCCGCCGCUGGAGGGCCACGUGCGGCAGGGCGUCUUCUCCUCGUUGAGCCACAUCGUGGAGAAGCGGGUCUUGGCGCACCUGGCGCCCCUGUUCGACAACCCCAAAUUGGACAAGGAGCUGCGGGCCAUGCUGAGGGAGAAGUUUCCGGAGUUCUGCGGCUCGCCCAGCCCACCCGUGGGAGUCAAAAUUGAGGAGCCAGUUUCCAUGGAGAUGGACAACCACAUGUCAGACAAGGAUGAGAGUUGCUAUGACAACGCAGAGGCGGCCUUCAGUGACGAUGAGGAGGAUCUCAACAGCAAAGGAAAGAAGAGAGAGUUUCGCUUCCAUCCUAUCAAGGAGACGGUCGUGGAGGAGCCAGUUGACAUCACCCCGUACCUCGACCAGCUGGACGAGUCUCUCAGGGACAAGGUCCUCCAGCUGCAGAAGGGCAGUGACACAGAGGCCCAGUGCGAGGUCAUGCAGGAGAUUGUGGACCAGGUCCUGGAGGAAGACUUCGACUCGGAGCAGCUGUCCGUGCUCGCGUCCUGCCUGCAGGAGCUCUUCAAGGCCCACUUCCGGGGGGAGGUGCUGCCGGAGGAGGUCACCGAAGAGUCCUCUCCGGCCCGCAGGUCCCUGGAGGAGUCUGUGGGGAAGCCACUCUACCUGAUAUUUAGGAACCUGUGCCAGAUGCAGGAGGACAACAGCAGCUUCUCUCUGCUCCUGGACCUUCUCUCCGAGCUGUACCAGAAGCAGCCGAAGAUCGGCUACCACCUGCUCUACUACCUGCGCGCCAGCAAAGCCGCCGCAGGGAAGAUGAACCUGUACGAGUCGUUCGCCCAGGCCACACAGCUGGGCGACCUGCACACCUGCCUGAUGAUGGACAUGAAGGCCUGCCAGGAGGACGACGUGCGGCUGCUGUGCCACCUCACACCGUCCAUCUACACAGAGUUUCCAGACGAGACCCUGCGGAGCGGGGAGCUGCUCAACAUGAUCGUGGCCGUCAUCGACUCUGCACAGCUCCAGGAGCUGGUCUGCCACGUGAUGAUGGGGAACCUGGUCAUGUUUCGAAAAGACUCAGUUCUCAACAUUCUGAUCCAGAGCCUGGACUGGGAAACCUUCGAGCAGUACUGCGCGUGGCAGCUCUUCCUGGCCCACAACAUUCCCCUGGAGACCAUUAUCCCCAUCCUGCAGCACCUCAAAUACAAGGAGCACCCAGAGGCCCUUUCUUGCCUCCUGCUUCAGCUUCGGAGAGAGAAGUGAGUUCCAUCCGCACCUCCUCACCCCCCGCCCGCACCCCCCCGUCUCCUGAGCCCCCAGCCCCACACUCCUGGGAACUUGGUAUAAAGGGCUUCAGCCCUGGCCCUUUGGCCACAUUUUUUUACCUACUGUUGUUGACAUGGGCUUCUGCUCCUCCCC